UAAGUCUGUCGCCAACGGAGGUCAGCUACAGGGCCGACGACCCCAGAAUGAGUUCUGUGACAAUCGACGAAAGCUUAGCUGGCGUCGGAACGAUUAAAGACCGCGAAGACGGCGGCAGUUUUGAGUGCCUUAAGUGCAAGAAGUUGUUCAGCACUGCCCACGGCCUGGAAGUUCAUACACGGCGUUCCCACAGUGGUUCACGACCGUACGCCUGCGACGUCUGCAACAAGACGUUCGGACAUUCCGUCAGCUUGUCGCAGCACAGGGCGGUGCACAGUCAGGAACGCUCGUUCUCUUGUAAGGAAUGCGGCAAGAGUUUCAAGCGUUCCUCCACACUGUCAACCCAUCUUCUCAUUCAUAGCGACACCCGCCCUUACCCAUGUCCCUAUUGCGGCAAAAGGUUCCAUCAGAAGUCUGACAUGAAGAAACACACAUACAUUCAUACAGGUGAAAAACCACACAAGUGCUUAGAAUGCGGGAAGGCGUUCAGUCAGUCCUCAAACCUGAUCACUCAUACGAGAAAGCAUACAGGAUUCAAACCGUUCGCCUGUAACGUUUGCACGCGCGCCUUCCAGAGAAAAGUAGAUUUGCGACGUCACAUGGAAACUCAGCAUCCUUCGCCAUUGGAUGACCACAGCAGUCACAUGCAGUUCCACGCCAACCAUUGAAACGUUGAGUUUUGCCGCUGCCUUCACUAAGACACACGUAUACAUUGCUAUGGAUACAUAACUUCGGGAAACUUUCCGAUGUAUUGCCUGUGAAAAUUAGGUCUCAUCUAACAUGUCCAAGAUGACAUUUUUCACGCAGAGUAAAAAGUGUCCAAGAUGAGGACAAACAC
Messenger RNA from Liolophura sinensis, 838 nucleotides. RefSeq names its product zinc finger protein Gfi-1-like. Lineage: Eukaryota; Metazoa; Mollusca; Polyplacophora; Chitonida; Chitonidae. Bases 48 to 668 code for a protein of 206 amino acids. Gene Ontology annotation, biological process: regulation of transcription by RNA polymerase II; embryo development. The transcript is spliced from 2 exons. The record is from RefSeq and is a predicted model, not a curated record. Gene Ontology annotation, molecular function: DNA-binding transcription factor activity, RNA polymerase II-specific; RNA polymerase II transcription regulatory region sequence-specific DNA binding. Gene Ontology annotation, cellular component: nucleus.